Molecule: messenger RNA, 711 nt
Organism: Emiliania huxleyi CCMP1516
Lineage: Eukaryota; Haptophyta; Isochrysidales; Noelaerhabdaceae
Exons: 4
Coding region: 1-711 (236 amino acids)
Source: RefSeq, a predicted model, not a curated record
AUGCUCGGUCUGUUCGCCCUCACGCCAUCCCUCCCGGUCCCGCUCGACGUCGCAGCCCAGCCGCCCGCCCGCCGAGAGCUCCACGCCACCUUCGAGCGAAUGACGACGACCGGCUUCACGCCGUACUUCAACUACGACGGCAACCUUCUGGUGAGCGGAGCCGUAACGCUCGAGUCCGAGUCGACGAAGAACGACACUCAGACAUUCUCAUACUCGCUGGCGGGCGUUGACCCGCGCUGCCUCAACGGCGCGGGCAAGGCGGCAAACUCGUGUGGCAUCCACAUUCACAAAGGCAAGUCACACACGACAAGCAUGCACGUCAUCAAGCGCGACGGACGCCGCGAGCCAGUCAUGUUUGACAAGAUCACCGCGCGCAUCAAGAAGCUGUGCUACGGCUUCGACCCAAAGUACAUCGACCCGACGGUCAUCACCAUCAAGGCGCGGGCCACCACCGACCCACGCCCGGCGAGCCUCGACGUCGGCACUGGGGCGGGGAAGGCGGACGUCGUCGUGGACGGCGUCGCGACGCGACGCGCGCUCUCGCUCCCCGCCAUCGAGCCCCGGCCGCUAGCCAUCGUGUUGGAGCACGAUUGCGGCGGCGGCGGCGGCAAGAGUUCACCCCAGGCGAAGGAGCGCUCGGGCGCGGCGUUGGCGACGUUGCGCGCGCAUGGACACCCGCCGAUCCGGCUGAAGUGGCAGGUAGAGUGUUGA